GGAGCCCCGCUGCCGCCAUCUCUGCCUUCUGUGUGGGUUGGACCCCGGCAACGAGGUCUCCUUCCUACUUUGGAAACUGAAAGGACUGCGACAUAAACCAGUCUACUCUCUGAAGUAAGAUGAUUUGUCAAAAAUUCUGUGUGGCUUUGUUACAUUGGGAAUUUAUUUAUUUGAUAACUGCAUUUAACUUGGCAUACCCAAUUACUCCCUGGAGAUUUAAGUUGUCGUGCAUGCCACCAAAUACAACCUAUGACUUUCUCUUGCCUACUGGAAUCUCAAAGAACACUUCAAAUGUGAAUGAACAUUAUGAGGCAGUUGUUGAAGCUAAAUUUAAUUCAAGUAGUACCUACUUUUCUAAUUUAUCUUCCAAAACAACUUUUCACUGUUGCCUUUGGAGCGAGGAAGAUAAAAACUGUUCUGUACAUGCAGAUGACAUGGAAGGGAAGGCAUUUGUUGCAACAGUGAAUUCUUUAGUUUUCCAACAAAUAGGUGCAAACUGGAACAUACAGUGCUGGACGAAAGAGGACUUGGAAUUAUUCAUCUGCUAUAUGGAGUCACUAUUUAAGAAUCCUUUCAAGGCUUAUGACCUUAAGGUCCAUCUUUUAUAUGUUCUGCCUGAAGUGUUAGAAGAGUCACUUCCGGUCCCCCAGAAGGGCAGUUUUCUGACUGUUCAGUGUAACUGCAGUGUUCGUGACAGCUGUGAAUGCCAUGUGCCUGUGCCCACAGCCAAACUCAACCACACUCUUCUUAUGUAUUUCAAAAUCACGUCUGGUGGAGUAAUUUUUCAGUCACCUAUGAUGUCAGUUCAGCCCAUAAAUGUUGUGAAGCCUGAUCCACCAUUAGGUUUACAUAUGGAAAUCACAGACACUGGCAAUUUAAAAAUUUCUUGGUCCAGCCCAACAUUGGUACCAUUUCAACUUCAAUAUCAAGUGAAAUAUUCAGAGAAUUCUUCAACAAAUAUGAGAAAAGCUGAUGAGAUUGUCUCAGCUACAUCUCUGCUGGUAGACAGUGUGCUUCCUGGGUCUUCAUAUGAAGUUCAAGUGAGGGGCAGGAGACUGGAUGGCCCAGGACUCUGGAGUGACUGGAGUGCCCCUCUGAUCUUUACCACACAAGAUGUCAUAUACUUUCCACCUAAAAUUCUGACAAGUGUCGGGUCUAACGUUUCUUUUCACUGCAUUUAUAAAAAUGAAAAUAAGAUUGUUUCCUCAAAAAAGAUUAUUUGGUGGAUGAAUUUAGCUGAGAAAAUUCCUCAAAGCCAGUAUCAUGUCGUGGGUGACCAUGUUAGCAAAGUUACUUUUCGCAGUUUGAAGGCAACCAAACCUCGAGGGAAGUUUACCUACGAUGCAAUAUACUGCUGCAACGAGCAUGAAUGCCACCAUCGCUAUGCUGAAUUAUAUGUGAUUGAUGUCAAUAUCAAUAUAUCAUGUGAAACUGAUGGGUACUUAACUCAAAUGACUUGCAGAUGGUCAACCAAUGCAAUCCAAUCACUCGUGGGAAGUACUUUGCAGUUGAGGUAUCAUAGGAGCAGCCUUUACUGCUCUGAUGUUCCAUCUAUUCAUCCCAUAUCUGAAUCUAAAGAUUGCCAUUUGCAGAGAGAUGGUUUUUAUGAAUGCGUAUUUCAGCCAAUCUUUCUAUUGUCCGGCUAUACAAUGUGGAUUAGAAUCAAUCACUCUUUGGGUUCACUUGACUCUCCACCAACGUGUGUUGUUCCUGAUUCUGUGGUGAAACCACUGCCUCCAUCCAGUGUGAAAGUGGAAAUUACUGUAAAAAUUGGAUUAUUGAAAAUAUCUUGGGAAAAGCCAGUCUUUCCAGAGAAUAAUCUUAAAUUCCAGAUUCGCUACGGCUUAAGUGGAAAAGAAGUACAGUGGAAGAUGUAUGAGGUGCAUGAUGCAAAAUCCAAUUCUGCCAGCGUCCUGGUGCCAGAUCUGUGUGCUGUCUAUGCUGUUCAGGUGCGCUGCAAGAGGCUGGAUGGGCUGGGAUAUUGGAGCAAUUGGAGUAGUCCAGCCUACACAGUUGUCACAGAUAUAAAAGUUCCUACCAGAGGACCUGAAGUUUGGAGAAUAAUUAAUGAAGACACCACUAAAAAAGAGAGAAAUGUUACUUUACUUUGGAAGCCUCUGAUGAAAAAUGACUCAUUGUGUAGUGUAAGAAAAUAUGUGGUAAAACAUCAUACUUCCCGCAAUGGAACAUGGUCAGAAGAUGUGGGAAAUCACACUCAAUUCACUUUCCUGUGGACAGAGCAAGCACAUUCUGUUACAGUUCUGGCUGUCAAUUCAAUUGGUGCUUCUUUUGUGAAUUUUAAUUUAACAUUCUCAUGGCCUAUGAGCAAAGUAAAUACCGUGCAGUCACUCAGUGCUUAUCCUUUAAACAGCAGUUGUGUGUUUCUUUCCUGGAAAUUAUCACCCAGUGAUUACUCUCUGAUGUAUUUUAUUACUGAGUGGAAAAUUCUUAAUGAAGACAGUGAAACUAAAUGGCUUAGAAUCCCUUCAUCCUUUAAGAAAUAUUAUAUUCAUGAUCAUUUUAUCCCCAUCGAGAAGUAUCAAUUCAGUCUUUACCCAGUAUUUAUGGAAGGAGUGGGGAAACCGAAGAUAAUUAAUAGUUUUACCCCAGAUGAUAUUGAAAAACGCCAGAAUGAUGCAGGUCUAUAUGUAAUUGUGCCAAUAAUUAUUUCCUCUUCAAUCUUAUUGCUUGGAACAUUAUUAAUAUCACACCAAAGAAUGAAAAAGAUGUUUUGGGAAGAUGUUCCAAACCCCAAGAACUGUUCCUGGGCACAAGGACUUAAUUUUCAGAAGCCAGAAACGUUUGAGCAUCUUUUUGUCAAGCAUACAGAAUCAGUGAUAUUUGGUCCUCUUCUUUUGGAGCCUGAAGCCAUUUCAGAAGAUGUCAGUGUUGACACAACAUGGAAAAAUAAAGAUGACAUGGUGCCAACAGCUCUGGUCUCUCUACUUUUGGCAACUCCGGAUCUUGAAAAGGGUUCUAUUUGUAUCAGUGACCAGCACAACAGUGCUGACUUCUCUGAGCUUGAGAGCAGCGUGGUAACCUAUGAGGAUGAGAACAGGAGACAGCCCUCUGUUAGAUAUGCUACCCUACUCAGCAGCUCUAAAUCAAGUGACAUUGAUGAAGAGCAAGGGCUUAUAAACAGUUCAGUCAGCAAAUGCUUCUCUAGCAAAAAUUCUCUGUCCAAGGAUUCUUUCUCUAACAGCUCAUGGGAGAUAGAAACCCAGGCAUUUUUUAUAUUAUCAGAUCAGCAUCCCAAUAUAAUUUCACCACACCUUCCGUUCUCAGAAGGAUUGGAUGAAUUUUUGAAACCUGAGGGAAAUUUCCCUGAAGAAAAUAAUGGUGAGAGGUCUGUCUAUUAUUUAGGGGUCACCUCAAUCAAAAAAAGAGAGAGUGGUGUAUUUUUGACUGAUGAGUCACAAGUGUUGUGUCCGUUCCCAGCCCAUUGUUUACUCACUGACAUCAGAAUCCUCCAGGACACUUGCUCACAACUUGUAGAAAAUCAUUUCAGUUUAGGAACUAAUGGUCAGAAGACUUUUGUAUCUUACAUGCCUCAGUUUCAGACUUGUUCUACUCAGACUCGGAAGAUAAUGGAAAACACAAUGUGUGACCUAACUGUCUAAUUUCAUUCAAGAAACAUCUCAGAUGUAUGUUACAGUGAAUCGUAUGAAGUGUAUGUAAUACAGUCCACCAUGGUUGUGGAUAUGGGAGAGGAAGGAAAACUGUCAGAGUCAAACUUGAAAGUGAGUGUUUCCAAAUUAAAGGUAUCUGUCAUUGCUCAGUAAUAUUGACAAAAAAAUGAGAGUCUUCAAGAGCCUGGCAAUGUAGACUGACUCUUCUAAUGAUUUCAUUAACAAGCUACGCUAGGAAGAUCUCCAAUGGUUUGUUUCUAGCUAGAAAUGAACCCAACAAAUACCACCUUUGGCGAACAUUAGACCUGUGUAGAAAGAGCUAAUCUUCUCGAUUAUACCUAAGUUUGAAAGACACUGUGGGAUGUAACUUGUUUCAAAGGUAUGGUUGUUUUAUCUUGAGUUGUCUUUGUUUUCAACUGAUUCACACGCGCGUGCGCGCGCACACACACACACACGUCUAUACAUAAGAGGCAUCCUCGUACAUUUUUGAAGUAUGUGAUAUAUUUGUAUUUGUGCCACUUGACUGUGUGAUUUUAAGAUUUUGCAAUUUAACAAACUUGCCUUGAGCACUUACUCUGUGGUAGGCAGUCCGCUAAAUGUUGCAGAUUUAGAUCUGGCCUGGGGGAUAUACUUCUGAAGACUGACAAGUAAGCUGAUCUUUAUGUAUCGAAUAUAACCAUGCAAUGAUACUACCUAUCAGAAUGGCAAUACUAGAAUACAAACAGUAUUUUGAUGACAACAAAAGCAUUUUGAAAACAUAAUGUGUGUCUUAACGCUUCCCUAUAAAAGAUGUUGCAGUGGUUGCUUUCUGAUACAGUUAGAUGACUAAAUGCUACUGUAUAUCACUCUGGAAUUAUUGUCUUCCCUGAUUCCAACUUGCUUGUACGCUGUUUUUUUUCCCUCACUUCUCUUUCAUAUAACCACCCACUGUGUUAAAGCUUUCCAUAUUUUAUCUCAAUCAAUUAUUAAAAUAAUUGUAUGAGACAUGUACUACUAUAACACCCUUAUUAAAGAUUAGAAGAUUAAGUAAUUUUCCCAAGGACACAGAGUUAGUGUAUAAUGGAACCAGAAUCCAGAUUUAAACCCAGAUCUUUUAAUGCUAGUGAUUAUGUUUUAAACCUAUACCUUACAUUGCCGUCCAUUAAAAAAAUGAAUCACAAGCAGAUAAAAUUUGUUAAGUGGAUAUAUAAUCCUGGGUGAAAAUGAAGUGAGAAUUACACAGAUGUUGUUUUUGCCUUUAAAGACUUUAAUAUUUCUUGUUUGUUUCAGUUUUUGGUAUGGCAAGAAAACUCCGAGACAGCAUUUUGAGCAACAAACUAAUCAAGAAACCUGCAGAGAUAGAUGUUGAGUGUCAAUAAAUCAGAAUUUCAAGAUGAUCAGUAUAAUCAAAAUACAUACUUUAGUACUCAGAAAUAUGCCUAUUAGAUUGCUAAGCAUCACCAGUUUCAUACUUGGCCUGAGAGAGGAUCCUGCUGAUUUUACUGUUACCCUAGAUAAAAUCCUACACUCCAUCUCUAUUCUAGUUGUGGCCAUAUGAAAUGAGAAGUUCUAGACAGUGACAAAGAUCUCAGGUCCCAAACAACAGGUAUUUUUUUUCACACUUCAUGAUCAUUUGCCAAUUAGAAAUCAAUAAAGUUGUUUCAUGCCAUAAGGAUUGUUGAGAUAUCUCAGGAUCUCACAUACUCAUCAACAGAUAGGUGACUCACAAGAGAAUGGUAGAGGGCUCACAUCAACUCACUGAAUUAUGAGUGUGGUAUGAAAGCCUUAGUUCUAUACAAAGAUAAAUUGAGAGAAUACAUUUUUGUUUCACUGAUGUUUUAAGUGGUUUACAGAUUCAGAAACAAAGAAAUUAUUGCAUGUAUGGAAGUUCUGGCAAAAUUGACCAUUAUUUUUAAUGCUGCUCAUAGAAUAUAGAAGUUGUAUUGAGGAUGCAGUAUAGGAGAAUUACAUUUUGCUCCAUUCUGCAUAAAGUUAGAGAUUAAACAAUGAGCAUGUCCACUGAGACACAACAUUCUCCUGUGGCCUGGGACCCAUGACUAUAUGACUAUGGGGAAGAGAAAGUGACAGAUGUUCCAAGCAGCCUAUGAUUUCACCAUGCUAUAUGUAUGUGGCAGUGAAUUCAGAAGUCCCAGCAACAGUGUAGUGCUGCAGGUCUGAGUUAAAGGAAUUUAGUAACAAUAUAUUAACGAGAUCAUUGAUAUCCCGGUGCACAGUUCCAAAAACAAAUGAAAACAUCUCAAGUAGUGAAAUGCCAAGGGAGUUGUUUUCAUGGAGAGGGCUGAAUGGUAGAGUUUGGCCUAUUGGUAUAUAUAGAUUUAGAUCCUAUGUGUUGUCAGUGUGUUAGGGCUCUGAUUUUCACUUUUGAAAGUUUGUUUCACUGCAUAUAUCACUAUACAUUAUUGGGUCUUUAUGAAUAUUACCUGUCAUUAAGUAGUGGGUUUUAAUAAAAAUAUAGGUAAAUUUAGAACAUU
Molecule: messenger RNA, 6100 nt
Organism: Lynx canadensis (Canada lynx)
Lineage: Eukaryota; Metazoa; Chordata; Mammalia; Carnivora; Felidae
Gene: LEPR
Product: leptin receptor
Exons: 20
Coding region: 120-3620 (1166 amino acids)
Biological process (GO): cytokine-mediated signaling pathway
Cellular component (GO): membrane; external side of plasma membrane
Molecular function (GO): protein binding; cytokine receptor activity
Source: RefSeq, a predicted model, not a curated record